AUCAUUAUCAAAUUUUGUAUCUUUGUAGCACACGAGAACUUUCUUGAUCUUUCCCGGCUCUUCAUAUAGCUUUAACUUGUUUGGUUACUUCAUUAAAGGGUAUAGUACUUUUUUCCAUUCAAAAUAAGAGUAACUGAAAAUAAAUUGAAAACUCGUAAACCAUCAAUUGGUUAGAAAAUCAUACAAGUUAUUGAAUUCGAUAAAAAUUUAAUUUUUAAGUUAAAAUAAGUUAAAAAAAUAUUUUAAAUUUCUAAAAUUAAUAUUCUUCUCCCGAUGGCCAUGGUACGGCCUCUUACUCCGCCACUGCUAGCUCUUCACAAAGACAUGUCAUCGGUCAAAGCAACGGCGGCGAAAAUGGAAAUUGGUGGAGGAAGGAGGAUGGAGAGGGUAAGAAAAGCAGAGUCGCUGGUGGAGAAGGCCAUGAAAGGUAACGAUGCUUCUCACGAUGCAGCGCAUGUUUGGAGGGUUCGUGAUCUUGCUCUCUCCCUUGCUGCUGAGGAAGGUCUUUCUUCUCAUCCUCACUCCUUGGAAAUUGUUGAGCUUGCUGCUCUGCUCCAUGAUAUAGGUGACUACAAAUACCUGAGGGAUCCAUCUGAGGAAAAAAUUGUUGAGAAUUUUCUCGAGGAAGAGGGAGUUGAAGAGGAUAAGAAGUCAAAAAUUUUGAAGAUCAUCAAAGGAAUGGGUUUCAAGGAGGAGGUGACAGGAAAUGGAAAUAGUGAGUGGUUUCCAGAAUUUGGAGUUGUGCAAGAUGCUGAUCGACUUGAUGCUAUUGGUGCUAUAGGAAUUGCACGUUGCUUCACCUUUGGUGGGAGUAGGAAAAGGAUGCUGCAUGAUCCUGCCAUUCCACCGCGAUCUGAUUUAUCCAAGGAGCAAUAUAUGAACAAAGAGGAACAAACUACCAUUAAUCAUUUUCAUGAGAAGCUUCUCAAGCUCAAAGAUAUGAUGAAAACCAAGGCUGGGCAGAGGAGGGCUGAGAGAAGGCAUAAGUUCAUGGAGGAAUUUGUGAAAGAGUUCUAUGAUGAAUGGAAUGGUUUAAGUUAAUUAGUACUUUUUCGUUAACCAUUUUUUCACUUUUAAGUGUGGCAUUAGAGCUUCUUAAGAAUGAAGCAUGCCUAAGCUGGUUCAAGAUGCUGGGAAGUGUUCCUAUCUUGCUCGGCACAGUCAGUAAACUAUUCAUGCUUCAAGCAUGAUUUUCUUCUCCUCGGUACUUCUUAUACUUGUUGGUUAUGUAUCCUAAACCGCAUAUAUUGUAUACUUGUUAUCUGUGCCAUUUCACCUCAUUCGUGGAGGCAUGUGAGAAUUUAAUGACUGUUAUUAUUAGAGGCAGAUAAGGUGGAUAGUAUACAAUUAUACCCACGAUCGCCCGCUUAAGCAUUAUAUGUUUUAAUGAUAAAUUACACUAUACAUAUUAGUGCCUAUUAUAUUAGUAGUAGUGACUGUCCAAGCUUCUUUU
This is a messenger RNA of Abrus precatorius (Indian licorice), 1453 nucleotides long. RefSeq lists its product as uncharacterized. Lineage: Eukaryota; Viridiplantae; Streptophyta; Magnoliopsida; Fabales; Fabaceae. The record is from RefSeq and is a predicted model, not a curated record. The transcript is spliced from 8 exons. Bases 274 to 1041 code for a protein of 255 amino acids.